AUGGCAGCUCCCAAGUUUUGCAUCGUAGGCGGAGGAGUUUCGGGCCUAACUUGUGCCCGACUGCUGCAGCGAAGCCUCCCUCAUGCACAAGUGACUGUUCUGGAAGCCUCAGAACGACUGGGUGGACUGGUGCGCACUUCCAAAGGAGCCAAGUCACAGAUUUUUGAGGAUGGUUUCCACAGCAGCAUUCUCGUCAAUAAGAAUGGACGAGAGGCUCUGGGCCUCAUCAAACUUUUGAAGCUCGAGGACGAGGUGAUUGGUGCAAACAUUGAGGCAUCAGCACGACGCCACCUGUUGCAUCGCGGCAGUGUGCGCUUGGUCCCCGGGCCUCACCAUGUGUUGCUCUAUGGCCCAGCGCUGAUGGCGGAACCUCUGUGGCCUCGGAGUAAAGAUGCAGACGAGAGCGUCUAUGACUUUGUUGCACGACGAGCCUCGAAGACAUUGGCGAAAAACUUGGCUGACCCCAUUUGUCGUGGUCAACUGGCGGGAGAUGCUAAGGAGCUCUCAGUUCGGACGUGCUUUCCCAGGCUUUGGCACAACGAAAGACGCUUUGGAUCCGUCUUUCUUGGCGCCGCUCUGUCCACCUUUCUGGCAUACCGCCAUCGAAGUUGGAUGGCCUUGGACUUGCUGGACCGCUCUGCGGCUUUCGAAUGCUUUCAAUCCGUGUAG
Messenger RNA from Cladocopium goreaui, 669 nucleotides. The record is from the annotation of a GenBank genome assembly. NCBI's taxonomy places the organism in Eukaryota, Dinophyceae, Suessiales, Symbiodiniaceae.